AUCUUGCCAUCCUCUCCCAGCUCAAAUCUUGGGCUCCCUUUGCCCACGUACUAGAUCCUGAUCAAUCACUGACACUACGUGUGCCGGGACUAUAUCAAUACAGUACAGGAUUCUAGCACCUCACAAAACCCCCGUCUUCCCGGCAACCCGCUAUCAUGGAGGCCGAGGAAGUGGACCUCUACGAGGUUCUAGGGAUCUCCAGGUCUGCCACUAAAUCGGAGAUUAAAAAAGCAUAUCACAAGGCAGCGUUACAACACCAUCCCGAUAAGGUUCCUGAAGAUCAGAGAGAAGCGGCAGACAUCAAGUUCAAAGAUGUGAGCCGGGCAUAUGAAAUCCUUUACGAUGAAGAUAAAAGACAUCUUUACGACACCCAUGGCAUGGCUGCCUUCGACGGAAGUAGGGGUUCACCUGGUAUGGCAGGCGGGGUAGAUCUGGACGACGUCUUACAACAAAUGUUUGGUAUGGGUAUGGGAGGUAUGCCACCUGGAUUUGGAGAGGGACCACCAAGGAAGCCGCGGAAAGGACGGGAUGAAGAGCAGAAGUACGAAGUUACGUUGGAAGAGCUUUACAAAGGCAAGACGGUGAAAUUCGCUAGCACGAAGAACAUCAUCUGCAAUCACUGCAAGGGCACUGGAGGGAAGGAGAAAGCGAAGCCAGAGACGUGUCAGAGGUGUAAGGGCCAGGGUGUCACUGUUGGACUUCGAUCUGUUGGCCCUGGACUUGUCACCCAGGAGAGAAUGAUCUGCGAUCCUUGCUCGGGAACUGGCAAAGUCUUUAAGGAGAAGGAUAGGUGCAAGAAGUGCAAAGGGAAACGAACAACGUCGGAGAAGAAGGUUUUAGAGAUCUACAUCCCUAGAGGUGCCAGAGAAGGCGAGCGGAUAGUUCUGGAGGGCGAGGCAGAUCAAGUACCGGAUCAGUUGUCCUGUAGGGCUGAUUAA
Messenger RNA from Amorphotheca resinae ATCC 22711, 938 nucleotides. RefSeq lists its product as hypothetical. Gene Ontology annotation, molecular function: Hsp70 protein binding. The transcript is spliced from 3 exons. Gene Ontology annotation, cellular component: cytoplasm. NCBI's taxonomy places the organism in Eukaryota, Fungi, Ascomycota, Leotiomycetes, Helotiales, Amorphothecaceae. The coding region runs from base 156 to 938 and encodes 260 amino acids. The record is from RefSeq and is a predicted model, not a curated record. Gene Ontology annotation, biological process: protein refolding.